ACUUCAUUUGAGAACAAUAAUUUUGGUGCAAACUCGUGAAUGUUUACAACAAACUUCCAAUUAUGAAAUCAUUUUGUUUAUUGUUUGUGAUGAUUUUUGAAACGAAUUUAUGGCUUUCUUCGGACGGAUACUUUAUUUCAGGUUUUAACCUUGUGAAUGGGAGCUCUACUCACGAAGGACAUAUUGAAGUCCAGGUCAAAGAAGAAAUUGAUGACGAAGAUGACGAGAUCAAAUAUGGAGUCUUAUCGGACAUUGGCUGGACAAUUGACACGGCAGACCGGGUUUGUCAGAAUGUAGGCUUUCCCAAUGCUAUUUUUGCCCCUGGUCAUUCGAGAUUUGGCAAAGGGCAACACUCGAAAGUUUUCGAAAUUGGAGAUCCCCCAAACAGAGUUACACUGGUUUGUGUAUAUGAGGGAGACAGUGAUGUGGACAGCGGAGAAUCUGUAGCUGACUGCAGCCAGUUGAACAUACAGACCGCAGGUGUUACAUGUAAUAAACCCAAAUGUUUUCGAAUUCCCGGUCGCGAACGAGGUCAAGUCACAAUAAUAGAAGAAAAUGAAAUAAGAACCAACGAAGAUUGUCUGCUGCUAUGUCAGGGAGGAGGAACUCUCUUUGCUGCACAGAGAGACGAAAUGUGUUUCUGCUUCAAUGACUCUUCUGUUUUAGAUGAUGCAGAUGAUGGUUGCAACAGGCCGUGCACUGAUAAUGAUAAACAGCUAUGUGGUGGGGGACGAGAUGUCUUUACAGUUUUUAAUGUAUCAGCAGGAUUCUGCCCCGAGAUCUCUGGCGUCAAUCUGAACGUGUAUGGAAGGUACCGAUUUGGUGACAUAGUGAGGGCGAAUUGUAGUGGUGGCAAACAGCUGAUGGGCGAUGCUGUCUUGCAAUGUGUGGGCGGUCCUGAUGUAUUUCAAUGGAAUGGUACCAUUCCGACAUGUGUAGAUGGUACCACAAUAGGACCAAUAGUUACCUUUUCUCCAAUAACUCGGCCUUUAGGGAUGAGUACAACACUCCAACCAACAGGUACAAGAGGUGAAAAAGUGACAGAUAUUUCACCAACCAUGUCAACGGUAAGCGGUAUGGGGAUGGGAGCUAGAUCGGACUCCAAAUCUUUAGCUGUUCCAAUAACUGUGUCUGUUAUCAGUGUGGUGAUUAUAGCAGUUCUUGCUACAUCCAUAUUCUUCUACUUCAACAGAAUGAGGAAGAAAGAAUCUGAUAUGAAACCAGAACCGACGCGUCGAGAAUCGGAGUUCAACAACAAGAGUUAUAGUAUGCACAAAAUUCCCAACAACGAUGGGCCAAGUUACUAUGAAGUUAAACCAAAUACACUUGCACCAUACACAAUAGGUACUGAUGGUCUCAUAAACAAUGUUCUAUACAAGCCAGCCGAUGAUGUCCGAAGAGAUACGAAUGAACAUGAACCUGAUAAGGGCUCUUCGCAAAAUCCAUCUCAGUACGGACUGAUUGACAAUAUUUUGUACAAACCAGCCGAUAAUAUCCGAAGAGACCCGAAUCUACAAAAACAUAAUCAGAUUUCACCAAAUGACACACCUCACUAUGGACUCAUAGACAAUGUUCUUUACAAACCAGUAGAAAACGCGGGAAACACACAAGUUCAUAACUUUCGUCAAUCUCCGAACGGCAACGAUCUUCCACCGAAUGAUUCCGAGUAUGCUUACCCAGAAGGAGAAACAUCUCGAGGCUUUCAUCAAGAAGGAGAAAUGAUUGAUAACAUACUCUACAAACCAGCUGAUAACCAAACGAGACAACCUGAUUUUGCUUCAAGAAAAUACUAUGAAAUCAAACCAGGAUUUACUCCUGACGGUUACGAAGGAGCUGAUCCUCUAUUUUCAGGGAACAUUGUCACGGACGGACCAAGGUAUCAUGACAUCGAACCCCAGUCAGAACCCACUCCGUCACGUACCAAAUUCACUGGAUACGACUCUGUACACGGCAUCGACGACGAUGCUUCAGAGAUUACGACCUCAGAUCGUAGUGGCCAGCGACUUGUAGUUCGCUCAGAUGACCUAUCAUCAGCGAGUCAUGAAUACGUCGAUAACGAUGGGGACUUCGCAUCAAAGAAUCCUUCUACAGAUGGUGCUACUUCUCCCUUUGAGAAGAACAAACCCUUUCCUAGCUAUGCCACUGUACAGAAGAAGUCAUAAACCAUCUCAAAGUCUGCGCUAGUGGACUAGAAGCCUUGCAAAGUAAUGCUUUACUCUUCGUUAAAUAAUGUACGUUUCACAAUAUGAUAAUGUUAAUACUAUUAACAAUGAUAAUAUUGAAUUUAUUAAAUUCAUAAAGACAAUAAGCUAA
Lytechinus variegatus (green sea urchin) is the source of this 2313-nucleotide messenger RNA. RefSeq lists its product as uncharacterized. Gene Ontology annotation, cellular component: membrane. The transcript has 9 exons. The record is from RefSeq and is a predicted model, not a curated record. Bases 63 to 2162 code for a protein of 699 amino acids. NCBI's taxonomy places the organism in Eukaryota, Metazoa, Echinodermata, Echinoidea, Temnopleuroida, Toxopneustidae.